ACUAUUAUUCAGUAGUCUGAGAGCACCGUCAUGUGAUGCUUCAGACCAUUUCGGAACCACAUUUUUUGAUAUUUAUGUGGGGGUCGUUGUAGACCCCACGAGAACGUGUGGUUCGGAGCACCACGUGGCGACGCUCUUGGACUACGGAAUAAUUUCGCCGCAUGUACGUACUGUAUGAUGUAUGUACGAACGUGGAAAACUAUAUAAGAAAAGGAAGGGUCCCCCUCAAUUACUGGCCUUCUCCAGUACUGACGGAAGAUGGAGGGCAAGAAAGCUGCCGAUGUGUUCUCCUGGUUGCCCUUCGAAUGCACCGGUGAUUCGGAGGACAUCUUUGAGCUCAAUGUGGCUUCCGAGGAUGCGAAAACGGAUGUCGAAGGAGAUGACGAUGCACACUCCUGUUGCUGCGACUUCAUGGUGUUUGAUGAUCUAGGAGAUGCCCAUGAUGAAUUUUAUCAUGUUGAUGAUGCCAAUGAUGAUGACGAUUACUACUAUGACGACAAUGGGGAGGAGGAGGAGGUGAGCAGCUGGGGAAAAGCUAGGCAACGCAAGAAACCAAGGCUCAGUGUGGAUUCAAUUUCAACAACAAUUGUGUUGAUGAAUGAUGAGAUGGAAAAGAGCAGGCUUUUCUGGGAGGCUUGCUUGGCAUCUUGAGUCGCGUCUUAUCGUUCCAUUCCUGUUUUUCACUUUUUUUUCUGUUUUUCGAAGUGCUUUGAGAUCAGGAAGUGUGAAUAAAUUCCACUUUUUGGUCAAUCCAUUCCAGCUUCUUUAUCGCGAGUUUCAUCGAUUUAGACGAGCUACGAGUCGAAUGGAAAAAGCAAGUUUGCAGUUCUGUUCUGUU
Messenger RNA from Rhododendron vialii, 838 nucleotides. RefSeq lists its product as uncharacterized. Lineage: Eukaryota; Viridiplantae; Streptophyta; Magnoliopsida; Ericales; Ericaceae. The transcript has a single exon. The record is from RefSeq and is a predicted model, not a curated record. Bases 259 to 651 code for a protein of 130 amino acids.